Messenger RNA from Mycosarcoma maydis (corn smut), 2142 nucleotides. RefSeq lists its product as uncharacterized. Lineage: Eukaryota; Fungi; Basidiomycota; Ustilaginomycetes; Ustilaginales. The coding region runs from base 1 to 2142 and encodes 713 amino acids. The record is from RefSeq and is a predicted model, not a curated record. The transcript has a single exon.
AUGGUAGCUCUCGGGAUGCGACCGACCUACGUUGGGCAGCUGACAAGCUGCUCUUCCACGAUGCGGCGAUUGGAAUCAACGAGGGACCGUAUGCUGUCUCGCACCAUGGCUCCAUCAUUGCAUCGAAGCGUUGGUGGCAUUCGGACACUUGGCAUCCGAAGCUCUCGUCCUCAGCCAGAGAUUGCCAUCUCGGACCUACUUUCGAAUUCAGCUGCAGCUCAAGGCAUCAGAGCCGCCUUGCCCAACUCGCUCGCACGUACCGUGCAAUCCGAAGCGGCUGUUGGUCGCUCUUGGUUCCGCUCCUCCUCGGCUUCACAGCGCGCAUCAUCUUUAUCGGACAACUCUGACGGUCAAGCUGGCGAGCCGAGGGUUGCUCGCAAGCAGCGUGGUCGGCGCUGGCUCAGACGAUCAGGCAUGCUUGUAGCAGCCUUAGGCGUUGUCUAUAUCGUCGAUGAAUACAUCAAUGCGCGAACCGCGCAACGUAACUUGUUGACCGCCUGGACUGGCCUCCAGAUCGCCAUGGAUUACAAGCUCAACUUUGACCGCAACUCGCUCGAAUCCAUCAACGCGCUCCACGAACGAUGCGCAGACAAGCUUAUGUAUGUCUGCGAAAAAAACCAGGGUCUGUACGUCAAGCUCGGCCAGGCGAUCGGCUGUCAAGCAGCCAUCCUUCCCAAACCAUAUCAUCAGUUGACAAAGUUGUUCGAUAACGCUGAGCGCCUGCCGUACGAACAAGUUCGCAAGGUGCUGAUCGACGAAUUGGGUGCAGAUCCCAAAGAGGUGUUUGCCGAAUUUGACGAGGUCCCUGUUGCAGCUGCCAGCGUCGCGCAGGUGCACAGGGCUCGUCUCAAACCUCCACCGGGCUCGGCACCGGGAACGCUCGGGCCAGAGGUAGCAGUCAAGGUGCAACGACCCAACAUUCGCAAGUACGCCAAAUGGGAUCUGUGGUCCUUCCGAGUCUUGCUCAAGCUCUAUGAACGAAUUUUCGAGCUGCCACUCUCCUUCUCGGGACAAUACAUUUCGGAUCAGAUCGAGCAAGAGACGUUUUUCGAUCGUGAGCUCGCCAAUUCGCUCCGUGCCAAAACGGCUAUCGAAACCGAUCCGGUAGGCUUGGUGCGCAGGACUUGCUAUGUACCUCAGUUCUACAAGCAAUUCUGCACACCGAGAGUGCUUGUGAUGGAGUGGAUCGGUAACACGUGUCGCAUGACCGACCGCGACAAGCUCGACGAGUGGGGCUUGUCGGCUAAGCAAGUAUCUCGAUCCGUCUGCGAGGCGUUUGCAAGUCAGAUUUUUCAGCACGGCUUUGUGCAAGCAGAUGGUCAUCCUUCCAACGUGCUGGUUCGGCAGCAUCCUAACGGCAAAAAGGGCCAACACCAAGUGGUGCUCAUCGACCAUGGUCUGUAUGUAGAGCUGAGCGAAGAUUUCCGUCGCAAAUACGCUCAGCUUUGGAAGGCCAUCUUCACGCUCGAUCUCAAGACACUCGACGAGAUUACUGUGAGCUGGGGUAUGGGUCAAGGAUCAUCCGAGCUGUUCGCUUCGGCUACUUUGCUUCGACCAUGGAGCAAGCCCAAAAGCAAAGACGAGGCCAACAAGCUGGGAGAACAUGCUCCCAAGACGGAUCUCGAAUUACAGCGGGAGAUAAAGGACAAGCUCAAGAUCUUCCUCGAACAUACGGAAUUGUUGCCGAAAGAGCUGCUCUUUGUGAGUCGAUCAAUGCGCAUCAUCCAAGCCAACAAUCAGGUCCUCGGUUCGCCGGUGAACCGACUCAACAUCCUCGCCAAGCACGCCGCCGCCGCGCUCAUCAGCAGCACCGACACGCCCAGUCUGUAUCGCGUAUUCAGACCAAUUCGAUCCAACACAGCGCUUAAAGACACUUCAAUUGGACAACGUUUCUCUACGUGGAUCAAGGAUCGAUUCGACUUUGUACGUUUUCGAUCAACGCUCCUCGUCCUCGAUCUGGCGUUCAUCGGCUCCGCCAUCUCACACUGGCUCAGCUACUUUGCCAGAGCUCCGGCGUCGGCCUUGAUGGGGAAAACUGAUCCCAACAAGCGAGGCUUCGAAGACGAUCUCGAGCAAAGUAUACGCCAGAUGGCCAGGGACGAGUUUGGCGUCCAACUCGACGAGGGCGCAUUCCUUGGCUGA